Messenger RNA from Gryllus bimaculatus (two-spotted cricket), 5102 nucleotides. NCBI's taxonomy places the organism in Eukaryota, Metazoa, Arthropoda, Insecta, Orthoptera, Gryllidae. The record is from the annotation of a GenBank genome assembly.
UAAUAUGUUUUUGUCUUCAAAGUUGGCGGUAUUCUUCACACUGUACUCACGGAAGUUCUAUCGACCGAAGGCAGCAUGUCGACGCAUCGCAUUAUGAGCAGAUGAGGGUUUUGUGUUAUUGUUACUAACAGGUCAGUAAUAUUUUUUAAAAUUAGGCUGCUAGUACUGUAUUAAAUAUGUUGAUGAUUUUACUAGGCACAUUUUGCGUGACAUGUUGGAAUUGUUGAACAUUGUCAUUUGUUUUUCGUACUAACAAAGUGUGACCAAAUUUACCAUGAAGCACUGUGUAACUCUGACUCAUUACUUCAAUUUGUGGUGGCUUCGUUAUUUAUUGUAAUUGUCAAUGAAAGAGGACAUCUAUUUUUAACUUUGCUGUUGAAAAUGUAUGCUAUCAAGACACCUAGUCUUCGGAUCGACGAAGCAGAUCUUAAAUGUAAGAAUGGUUGUGGAUUUUAUGGUAAUUCUGAGUGGGGAGGCUACUGUUCGAAGUGCCAUCGUGAACAUUUACAACGAGAAAGACAGAGGAAGAACAUUGCUCACUCAAGUGCACACAUUUCAGAAAGAGAACAUGGAGGUGAUAAUGCCAAAUCAUCUGUGGCAGGAUUUUCUAAAUUUGAAGAAAAGAAACGCCAACACUUAAAAAAGACAAAACUUCUGAAAAUAUUUAGAAAGUCUUCCAGUGCUAGAGAUAGUGGUCGUCCUGAACAAACUCAAGAGGGUGCAAGUAAAAAUCCAGAAUUAGAAAAACUUAAGCAGGAUCAUCAAGAAUUAUUCUCAAAUCUUGGCCAUCGUGUUGAACAUGAUGUUCACAAACAUAUUUCUUCUUUCUACAAGGCUAUUCGUGAAUUUGUUGAUGUCGAAACUAUUGAUGAGUUAUCCGAGAAAGUACAGAAUCUAUAUCAAGUAUUUGCAAAGCGAAUGGAUGCAAGCUCUAAUUACAUAAAUGUUACUGCUGAGCAGAAGGAAAUGCUGUUAGACUAUAUUGAAAAAUAUGUGAUGACCUGUUUAUACAGACUAUUGUUUUGUCCUGCUUCAACAAAUGAUGAAGAGAAGGAUCUUCUUAUUCAAGACAAGAUUCGUCAACUAAACUGGGUAAAUGCAAAACAUUUGGGUUGCAUAAUUAAUGAAACACAAUCUGAAGUUUGGGACCUUGUAUAUACAGCUAUUACUGAUGUUCUUGGAAUGGAUUCUGCAAAGGCCCCUCAGGACAAGUUGAACUGUGUUGUUCGUUGCUGUAGAAAUAUAUUUUUACUUCUUCAACAAUCUGUUGGUGGUCCUGCUUCAGCAGACGAAUUUCUUCCAGCGCUUAUAUUCAUUGUUUUGAAAGCAAAUCCGGCACGUCUGAAGAGUAACAUAAAUUACAUAACAAGAUUUUGCAAUGCUAGCCGUCUCAUGUCAGGGGAAGGAGGUUAUUAUUUCACUAAUCUUUGUUGUGCUGUUUCAUUCCUUGAAAAUUUAACUGCUGAAUCACUUAACAUCCCUGCUGAUGAAUUUCAACAGUAUAUGUCUGGAAAAGUAGUUCCGCCGAAUACUUGGGAAUCAGCUCUUAUGAUGUGCGAGGGUAUGCAUUUAAUGUACGAGCAUCUAGCAAUUUUAGAUGAUUUGCGCAAGCGGCAUGUGUGUCUUAUCCAAGGAACUGCUGCGCUCAAGGAUGAUAUAUCAAAGUUUAAGAACGAUAUUGCUACAAAAGUGGAAGCGGUUUUAUCUCGUACUCCUUUGACUAUUCGUCCAAAAAGGACUCCAACUGACUUAGAUUCUGAGGAUCCAACUUGUGAAUCUUUGCCACCACCUAUUGUUCCUCAGAUAAUUGCUCCUCAAGUUGGAAGUGAUGCUAUUAGUCAGAAAAUUCUUGUCUCAGAAACUGAAAGCAGUCAAGAAAUAACAUCCAGGCAAGACCUUUUUUUACCCAGUAGUACUAGUAGUAUACCCCAAUCCUCCUCACAAGAUUAUUUAUCCCCUUCACCAGUUUUUGGUUUGAGCAACAGCUUUGAUGAGCUUGCUACUCCAGAUGAAAUAUAUGCUGCCCAAGAAAGCCUGAGUUUUGUGCAAGGUCUCACUGCUGUCAACUAUGACAUUGACUUAUCUGACUUAAGUGCGGACAAUAGUUAUGCUGAAGACCUUGCAAUAACAGACUCUAUCAAACCAGAUGUGUCAUUACCUUUAGAACCUAAGAUGAAUGAAGAUGUUUCUUCUUCCCUCCUAGACACAAAUGAAUCACCAACAGCUGGAGGACUACUGCCUUCUCCUAUAAAACCUGUUUUAUCAGAAGAGUAUAAGGGAUUUUCAGCUCAAGGUUGGCAGAUUCCUAGCAUUCCCUGUAACACAGGUGACAGCUUGCCAACUAUAUCAUCUCAGUCAGUUGUUGCUCAUUCAAGUGAACCCAUUUCAUUACCCUUAACAAACUCUGAAAGAAAAGAUGACAAAGUUGCUUCUGAGAUCAAUGAUGCAAAUUCAGUGUCUGGACUACCUGUAGAAGGAAGUGGUAGCUCUAGUCAGAUGGAAGACACAUUAGUGAAAGCUCUCAGUGGGGUAAUGAGUACCUUUGAUAGACUUUUCUAAAUUGAAGUUAGUGUUGUACAUACUGUGAUAGUCAUAUGCACUGUGAAGCAUUGAGUGGCACAGUCAUAUUUGUGCAGUUUAUCUAUUGAGGUUUAUAAACAAUGUAGAAAUUGAAGCAGGAGAUAUGUGAUGUUAUUGUGAUAAUGUUUAUGCAAGAUAUAUUUUAAAUUAAAUAAGCUUAUUUUUUAGAUCAAGAUAAAUAUUUUGUGUUUCCAGUUUUUAGUAUCAUAAAAAGUCAUGCAGGUUCUUAGUAUUUGCAUCAUGUAAAUUCACAUUUUCUGAAAUAUUUGCUUUGUAAUCACGGUUUUAAUUCAUAGACAUUUGUCUGGUAUUUUUUUAUGCUUGUCACAGCCCUAAGCAAUAUAUGAAAUACCAUAUUAUUUUCAUGAACAUUUUGGAAAUGUGUUGUAGCUAUGUUGUGCAGCCACAAUUGUUAAGGUCAUAAUUGAUAUUUUGUAAACAUAGUGUUUCAUUAUUACACAUGGGCCUCCACUAGGUGCUCUUAUAAAAAGUAGUGGAACCCUUCCUUAAAGUACAAACUAAAUAUAUUAAUGCAAAUAUGUACAUCUUCUUUGUCAUGUAUAUAUGCCAACACUUGCAAGUUUUGUAUUUUGUACUUUCAUUGAUAGAGAUUGCUGAAAAUAGUCACAUCAUAUUACCAAUUACUUUCAAAUUUGUCUGACACUAAUAAUGAAUGCAACUACUCAAAUACAAGAAAAUUCACUGUAAGGUGCACAAAUAUUUAUUAAAGCAACUUUUAUGAAAGAGGAAGUACAAUAUACUAGUUUGUUGGCAUUAUUACAAAAAUAAUUACAGAGUUAGUUUCACACGAUUUGUCUGACAAGGUACAUUGACCGAGCCUCAGAAAAACCUCCAGAAAAAACAAUCUGAAAUUUGGCUUCAAAUUGUCUAUGCAUUCAUAUUUUGUUUUCAGAAAUCUUGUAAUGCUUGACUAAAACCUCUUGCUAGUAAGGUGCUAAAUUAUUCUUUUAAUAAUAUCAAAGUUAAAAUCUUUUGUUUCAUUGUUGUUUGUUGAAUGUUACAGAUAAAAACAUUCAUAAUGAAGAUAGAGUUGAACAACAGAGGACUAUUUGAUGCCAAAGUUACAUGGGAAAUGUUUAUUAUACUACUAUUGUUCUUUUGAAAUGUAUUACCAAAAGUUGGUGUAUUAUUCUAGUCCUAUAAAAGGAAGCAAAAUCUUUAUACUAUGUACAGAAACUAACAUUUAUUACAGAAUACAGCUCCUUUCUAAAUAAGAAUUUCACAUUGUUCUGAAUCACAUGGAAAGGUUUGAAUGUGUAUCUUGAAAAUAAAAGCCAUCAGAUGUAGAAAAUUGUUAUUUCUUUUCGGAGUGUUUGGUAAACACUACUUGUCUUCAAUCUCUUUAAAACUAGAGAUGCUACAAUGUUACAUACUUUCUCACAUUGCUGGGAACAGAUGCAUAAUAUAAUAUUGCAACUUCUGCCCUACUAACCCUUCUCAGUGAUCACCUGAAAAGGUCCAAACUAAUUCGAAAGCAGCACCUGGGGUACAUAUCUGCAAUUAUUUCAAUUGUCAAGAACAGGAGUAAUUUCUUACUUUCAUUAAAAAAAUAAAGAAAAUGUUGUUUUAUGAUAUACAUUAAAAAAUAAAUACAUUGUAUAAUUUUGAAAAAAUCAAAGUGGUGUUAAUAUCAUGUUCCUCCAUGUACUUACUGUACAAAUAUGUUUAAAGAAAAAAAUUUGAGCUGUUUUUGAGAAAAGGUCAUUUGUUCUUUUCUGAAAAUGCAGAAUUUUGAGUUAAUUUCCACAGAAAAGUUUUGAGAUUUCAAGAAAUUUAGUUUCUUGGAUAUAUAACAUUUUAUCACACCUACAAAACUGAACAAAAUGUUUUGAAAUGUGGUCUUAAUACCUGCAAAUAUAUCACUACAAUGAAAAUGGAUUGUGUAUAAGUUCUAGUGAACAUAUGUGCCAAUGUAUUAAGGAGGAAGACAUCUUAAUAAAAAUGGCUGAACUCUCUGAGAAUUUGCUACUUUCAAUUAACUAAAACCAAGGAAUAUCUUUUAUUAAAUAAAGUUAGUGUUAGUGAAUCAUAAACAAAAAUGGACUCGUGUGGAGAGAUCUUCAUGUUAAAAACUAGUCUUCAGAGGUUAUAUGCGGGAUGUGACCAUUCAGUAGAAUUGUAAAAUAUUGAGCUUCUGGCAAAAUUGGUGAAAAAAGAAAGGAACCCUUCUAGCUUCCACCAAACAAAAAGAAAAGUGUUAUGUACUAUUACCCUGGGAUAAUAAGAAAUGGAAAUCUGUAUUGAAAGAUAGCAGGAAAUGCAAAAGAUAAGUACAGUUGAGAAUGUAGAGGAAUAAUGGUCCAUUAAUAAAAAAAGCAAUUCUGAAAUUACAGGUAAUUCAGUUGUAGACAUGCUCUGAGAAAGAAAAAGAAAUUGUCUGGCUUCGAGCUAAGUAUUCUAUUUUGGUUAAAAUCCAUGUAAUAAAUUUGAUCUGAACAUGUGAGCAUCUUCUCAUUCUAUUAUUGUCGUAUACAUGUCAGUAAUACUUUUAAAAAUUUAGC